Molecule: messenger RNA, 237 nt
Organism: Didymodactylos carnosus
Lineage: Eukaryota; Metazoa; Rotifera; Eurotatoria; Philodinida; Philodinidae
Source: the annotation of a GenBank genome assembly
AUGUCAAGUAACAGCUCAUCAUCAUCAGAUUUUACCCCCGUUGGCUUUAAUGGUGGAUCUGUCAUGGCCAACGCAGGUGGGCCGACCUCUCAAUCAUCGUGGUCUCCAAGUGUGAAUCUUGAUUGGGGCCAUAGUGGUAGUUCAUCGUCGAGUAGCACCGGUUACCCAACACCAGAAUCGAUGAGUAGUAACAGUAGCUAUAGUGGUUCAUCGUCGACUGACAGCGGUUAUCAUUAG